Messenger RNA from Cryphonectria parasitica EP155, 570 nucleotides. RefSeq lists its product as uncharacterized. The transcript has 3 exons. The coding region runs from base 1 to 570 and encodes 189 amino acids. The record is from RefSeq and is a predicted model, not a curated record. NCBI's taxonomy places the organism in Eukaryota, Fungi, Ascomycota, Sordariomycetes, Diaporthales, Cryphonectriaceae.
AUGAACGAAAAGCACAGCAGCGAUGAUACAGCCAACCACGGCUCGAUGGAGCUGCACGAUCGUGCGGCUGGCAUCAAGCCGCAGAUGCGCAGGCUCCACGACCCGGCCGUGACAUUCGAGGAGUACAUGUUCUACGCCGAGCGGGCGCGCCUCGAGGAAGACGCGGGCGCGCUCCACAACACCCCCGGCGUCACCUUCAAGUCCAUCUUCCUCCCCUCGGCGAACAACAAGAGAAGCAUCGGCGCAGGGGCCGACGGGGCCUGGUCAGCAGCUACGGAGCUGAAUCUGUCGGACCCCAAGGUGCGGGCUGCCAUUAGCGACCAGGAGUGGGCGAAUGCCAGCCGGGCGCUGCGGACGGCGUCGGCUGCGGCGUGCUUUUACUUGAUCACGACGGAUAUCCUGGGACCUUUUGGCGUCGGAUUCGCCUUGGGAACCAUGGGGUGGGGAGAAGGGUUUGGCUUUUAUACUCUCUUUGGCAUCAUGACCGGAUUCUCCGGUUAUCUCCUUUGGAAAGUCUUCAUGAACCGUGCCAGUUUCGAUGAGGAGGACGAGUUCAUGGAGAUGUCUUGA